Molecule: messenger RNA, 1115 nt
Organism: Rhineura floridana
Lineage: Eukaryota; Metazoa; Chordata; Lepidosauria; Squamata; Rhineuridae
Gene: IMPA1
Product: inositol monophosphatase 1
Exons: 10
Coding region: 265-1101 (278 amino acids)
Biological process (GO): inositol metabolic process; signal transduction; phosphatidylinositol phosphate biosynthetic process
Molecular function (GO): inositol monophosphate 1-phosphatase activity
Source: RefSeq, a predicted model, not a curated record
CAACGGUGGGAUGUAGCUCAGCCCCUUCCUUCCGCUUUUAGCCGCGCCCCUUAGAAAAUAGCGGGGGCUGCCCAAGUAGGAGCCAGGCAAGCAAGGGAGUUUAUAGGUGGGAGGUGGAACGGUGAGCAUUUUUUCAUCAAGAUUUUCGCGCCCCGGCUUUAUAGAUUUCCGUUGAAAAGUUUGAUCUAGGAACUUAACAUUAGCAGCUCUUUUACAUCCUGACGGCAGUGGAGUGGCUUCACAGACCUACACACAGAGAGACAGAUGGCUGAUCCUUGGCAAGAAUGCAUGGAUUAUGCGGUUAUUUUAGCAAGAAAAGCUGGAGGGGUAAUCCGGGAAGCACUAACAAAGGACAUAGCUGUCAUGAUUAAAAGCUCUCCAGCAGAUCUGGUGACUGUCACUGAUCAAAAAGUGGAAAAUAUGAUUAUUUCUUCUAUAAAGGAAAAAUAUCCAUCUCACAGUUUUAUUGGAGAAGAAUCUGUUGCAGCAGGUGCAGGAAGUACCUUGACAGAUAAUCCCACUUGGAUUAUUGACCCUAUUGAUGGAACUACUAACUUUGUGCACAGGUUUCCAUUUGUGGCUGUUUCAGUUGGCUUUGUUGUAAAGAAAAAGAUGGAAUUUGGAGUUGUGUACAGCUGUGUAGAAGACAAAAUGUACACUGGCAGGAAAGGAAAAGGAGCAUUUUGCAACGGACAAAAGCUCCAAGUGUCACAACAACAAGAUAUAACAAAAGCACUCUUGGUGUCAGAGCUGGGAUCCAACCGUGAUCCAGAGGUCAUAAAAACUGUUCUUUCUAACAUGCAAAGACUCCUCAGCAUUCCUGUUCAUGGGAUUCGAGCAGUUGGGACUGCAGCCAUAAACAUGUGCCUGGUAGCAACAGGUGGAGCAGAUGCCUACUAUGAGAUGGGGAUUCAUUGCUGGGAUAUGGCAGGGGCCGGAAUUAUCAUUACAGAAGCAGGUGGAGUGCUGCUAGAUGUCUCAGGCGGGCCAUUUGAUUUGAUGUCAAGAAGAAUAAUUGCUGCUAAUAGUCAAGUACUAGCAAAGCGGGUAGCAAAAGAGAUUCAGAUAAUUCCUUAUCAAAGGGAUGAUGAAACAAAUUAAAUGUCAUCAUUACA